UUGAUCAAAGAGGCUCAAAUGAAAGGGUAAAUGUCUGUGUGUAUAUUUAUUUAUUUAUUGAUAUGUGUGUGACUGUAUACAAACUUGUUUGUUUAUGAACUCGGCAAGAAAGAUUAAUUUAUUAGAUCUGUUAACCUCCACUUCAAAGUGUCUGAGUACUGUUGUACAACAACCAAAAGGCUGAGAAUGAAUGUUUGUCAUCAAAAAAACAAAUUCCCACUUUGUUGCUUUGACCGUUGUUUGAUGGUGACUCACCUGCUUUAUGCAUAUUUCUUCGUCUCUUUGUGUCCUCGUCUCUCUUUUUCUGUAUCUGUAUUUAGUAUGUCUGUUUCUCUCUCGCUCUCUCUAAAUGUAAAAUGAGAGCCCGCCCCCGACAGGUCACUUUACUAAUGCGAAAAGACACAAAUUCAGAUGCGUGUUUAGCAUCGGAACAACCCAGCAUCCAAUCACUGGACAAUACACAUCACCCCUCGCUCUGUCAUCGUGAUGUCACAGGGUGUGUAGAGCGUGUAAGUGUGUUGUGUAGCGAGUGUGGGCACGCGGCAGUGCAGAGCAUCGGCUCAAAUAUGAGAUUUAUUGUGAGUGUCACCCAAUUCUCUCUCUUUUUUCAUUUUCUUUCCCACUCCGCCCUUUCUUCCCCCAUUUAACGUCACAUUGGCAUCAAUCAUCACUUUUCCUCUUGCCCCCCUCAUCCAUCUCUCUGUCUUCUCCAUUGCGAUUUCUUCUCACCGUAUCAGUCUGUUCAUCCUCCAUUUUCCAUUUAUCACAUCUACAUGAUUGUUAUUGCUCAUUUGCACUCUGACAGUAUUAAAACACCUCAGGCUUACAACAGCUUGCUGUGCCAUUUCGUUUCACGAAAACACUGGUGUCUGAAACGGCGUGGAAGUGGGAGUGAACAAAAAUGAACACGCACCUUAAAUGCCACGUGCUAGACGCGAAUUAAACUGUCAGACGAGUAAGGACCGUGUGCCAGAGCUGCUGCGUGCAGGUGCUCCCCUCUCCCCCAUCCUGUCCUCUCUGCAUGGUCAUGUUCUGCUGUUGCUACCCCUCCAGCACCUCAGCUCUCCUGUUAUUCCUCCUCAGCCUCACCCCCCUGCUGGCCCUGGCUGGCCCUGCACUUCAGCAGAGAUCUUCAGUCAGCAGCAGCAUCAAUGAGGCUCUCAACUUGGCAAAAGAGGACCCGGGGGCAGCAGAAGGAGCUGCUUGGACACAUAGGAAAGUGGACAGCCUGCUCCAGAAACCCUUGGGACAGGAACAUGUCUCAGAUAUGGACUCUGCCCGUUCUCUAGCCCUGGUUCUGCUUGAGGCUCUUGACCACCCAGUUAGAGAGAAGAUGACCCAGGGGGAUUCUGAAGAAGGACUCGCGAUAGAGGCAAUGAGGAAACAGGGAGACCUUGAGCUGGACACAGAGAAAUUGGCAGAGGUAGUACAGCAAAGGGAGGAAAAUUGGGGACAAGAAAAGCCAAACGAUGAAAGUGAGAGUGUGAAGGAGGACGAAGUGAAUACGGUUGAAGGAACAGACGGGCAGAGUCAGUCUAACGUGGCCAACCCCCUCCAGCGCAAAACCAGGGGCUAUUUUCAAAACAUUGACCUUGGGCUGCAAGACAAUGAGAUCCUCCCGCCUCUAAAAGGCUAUAAAGCCUAUAACCAGCAACUGGCCCAUGCGACCAAGAAGCUUAAGUGGCAGGAGGAGCGAACGAGAAACCCAUCUCAACUUGAAAGAAACUUCAUGGAUGAUUUCGAUUUUGUGGAAGAAGAGGAGGAGAUUCUGACCCGCAAGGAGGAGGAGGCACGGGCACAGGCAGAGCAGGAGGAGGUGAGGCGGCAGGAAGCCGAGGCACAGGAAGCGCGUGAGGAGGAGCAGAGAUUGGCAGACAUCGCCUCUGACAUGCUUCUGGAGUACAUGGGCAGGAAGCCGAAAACAUCGUCCUACAUGAGCGACAUGAAGGUGGCGGCUCUUCUAAACAACGUGGCUGAGGACAAGCGCUCAAACGAGGUGGAGGAUAACGACGACGAUGAUGAGAUGGAUCCCCAGACCAUCGACAAGUUGAUCGAGAUUUCCAGCAAGCUGCACUUGCCUGCCGACGAUGUGGUCGAAAUAAUCAGCGACGUUCAGGAGAAGAAGAAAAAGAGGAAGGAUUUACCCCCGAGCAACACCCCUCGUUUCCGCCCUCUAGUUCCUCUUAAAGCCAAGCCGAGGCCUCAGGCAUAUCAGUAUCCUAAGUCACCUAAGAAAUCCUCUUAUACUGUCGAUCCAUAUAAGAAAUGGUACAAGGAGAAAAACAAAGGCAAGCUCAGCAAGCAGGACUACUGGUUUAAGCCGCAGAAGCAGUUUCUGGCCUAUCCCUCGUUCCCCUAUUAUCAGAAGCCAUAUCGAGCCUAUUACCCGGUCUUCUUUCCACCCCCCAAGCCACGGUUCUAUACAAAUCCCGCUCUGUCAUUUGACUACAACUUUGGGGGCUCCGUGGGGUAUGGUCUGAAGCCUCCAAGCCGUAGGUACAGAGACAGGCCCAAGGCAAGGGACUGGAAAUGGGCACAAGCCCCACAACGCUCCCAGAACCCCUACCCACAACCAGACACUGUCAUACCUAAUUACAUUCUCCCCCAUCCCCGAACUUACCAGGCUCUCCCCAUGCCCAAACCACGUUCUCCUCAGGGUGGGAGACCACCUUCUUACAUCUACCCACCAGACUAUGUGUACGAUGAGCCGGAGUCUCCACAGGAGAGCGAUGAAGAACUGGAGAACUUCAUUGAGAAGAUUUAUUACAACCGUAGGUUAUUUUAGUCAGCUGGGAGUUCAGGAUGUUCUAAAGCGAUGAAACAAGCGAUGAAAGAGUGAGGAGAAAAAGCUGACAGGGAGUUUGAGCGACAGGGCUAUGAAAAGACAGUUAGGUGUUUCUUCUCCACUCUUGUGUUUUGAUACAUUCCAAAUCAGGAACGGAAGAGAUGGUGCUGCUUUAUCAGAACCUCUCUGCGUGCACUUAUUUGGUUUCUCUCGCAGUUUACAUUUUAAUUUGGUGAGAGAAUACACAGGUGAAUUUGUAAGGUUUCAUUCAGGUAUGUUUUUGAUUCUCUUGCAUGUGGGGAAAAAAAAAGAUAAAACAAAAAGAAACCAAAAACAAGCAGAGAAAAUGGUCAAAGAAAACAUUUUGGUGCCAAUUGCAAGAGACCCAUGUUUAUACAAAGAUUUAUUUUCUUUAGGAAACACUUGAUUAAUUGAAAAGCAAAGCUUGGGGUUGCAUUCUUGAUACUGCAGGGCACAGUAAUAAUUGCUAUGGCACUAGUUACACAAACAAGUAACUGUCAAAUUAUUACAGGCUUUUCCUGAGGGUCUGUUUGAUUGUUUUGAUCAAUGUUCCUAUUGCCUUAAUACUGAUCACUGUUUUCGCUCAUCCAUGUGCAUGCAGGUCUUGCACCACUAAAAAAACAAAAAAAAAUUCUGUCACGCACGCUGUAAACAAUGCUUGAAACUAAAUCUUCCAUUUUAUUCACAGAAAUGCAAAAUGAUGAAUAUCUUUGCUAGGUCGGUGCCCUGUCAAUCUGCUUGGUGGAAUACCUGUACACAUGUGAUUUACUGUAAACUUAGCAUCUUGCCAAAAUUUCAAGCAAAUUAAAAAUAAAUGCCCCUGUUGCUAUGGGUUAUCUCCGAUGUUCAACCACUGAGUACAGGAUCUUUGUCUUGAGAGCCAACAGAACGCUGUAUAGUAAUGUUUGUUCCUAAAAAAAGUUUAAAAAUGUCUGAAGUUGGUGAGGAAUACUCUAAGAGUGAACAGUUUGCACGUCUAUCUGUAUUUGCAUCUUAAAAAAAAAAAAAAAAAAAAAAAAAGACACAUUUGGGGAAAAUUUCCUUGAUCAAACUGUGAUUAUUUUAAAAAAGAAAUAAAAAGAAGAAGAAAAAAAGAAAGACAACUCUAAUUACUAUAGCAAGUGUUUUCAUCAGUGAACUGUCUUGUGAAAGGAAUUUGUUGUUGUCAACUUCCCGAUUGUAAGUUGUACAGUGUCAAAUAAACAAGUGUGUGUGCAAUGUGUAAAUAACA
This is a messenger RNA of Carassius auratus (goldfish), 4037 nucleotides long. RefSeq lists its product as uncharacterized. Lineage: Eukaryota; Metazoa; Chordata; Actinopteri; Cypriniformes; Cyprinidae. Gene Ontology annotation, molecular function: neuropeptide hormone activity. Bases 1022 to 2785 code for a protein of 587 amino acids. The record is from RefSeq and is a predicted model, not a curated record. The transcript is spliced from 2 exons.